This is a messenger RNA of Cyclocybe aegerita, 1893 nucleotides long. NCBI's taxonomy places the organism in Eukaryota, Fungi, Basidiomycota, Agaricomycetes, Agaricales, Hemipholiotaceae. The record is from the annotation of a GenBank genome assembly.
AUGCCUCGAAACAGCCCACAUCUCGCGGACGAAGGUUUCAUGGACGAGGAGGCCAUGCUCAGUGCGAUUCUGCCACCUCAAGCGCCUACCAGGGUGGAGGAGUUGGUAUCUGGGAUAGGUUCAGUCCGGGACACUGAAGAACUGGCGUACAAGCUCCUGGCAUCCUUGCCUAGGUCAAGGCUUGCGACGAUCCAGAGACGCAUAGCACCUCUGCUGCAGUUCGACGUCGUUGGGACGCUGCCCACGGAAGUGGCAUUGCAGAUCUUUUCCUACCUGACGUACCAGACUCUCCUCGUAUGCAGCCUCGUCAGCCGGCGCUGGCUGGCACUCGCAAAUGACCCAAGCCUGUGGAAGACCCUUUGUCAAGCUCGUGGUUGGACGUGGCGGCCACCACUUCGUGUACCCGCAUUCAAUAUCCCGAUAACCGCACGCGAUGCCGCAUGGGACCACUCUGACGAUGACGAGGGUAUGGGAGACUCCGAUGAUGAAGAUGACGACGAGGAAUCCGCCGUCAUCGAUAAUUUGGAGGCUGCGAAGGCUGAACUGACGGCGAUGUCCCAGGAGCUGGACUCGGGGUUCGCGUCGAUGUCAUCCUUCUCGACCAGCACGCUACUUUUCACCAACACCAAGGACACCAUCAAUGUCGCCUCUUCUUCUACGACCAGGCUGAACUCGCCGAGGAACAAGAGCCAUGCCCGCCAUUCAGCACCGUCUGUUCUCAACUCUGCACACGACACUUCGGGCGUCAAACCCAAUUAUAAAUUGCUCUACCAGACACAUAUCAAGCUCCGGAACAGGAUCCUCUCUUCCUCCUACCGCCUCUCUGCCUUGCAAACACGUGGUGCACCCACGAACGCGCAUACAAACACUAUUUAUUGCCUUCAGCUCUACACGUAUCCAGAAACGGGGAAGCAAGUCUUGUUCACUGGUUCGCGUGACAAGACGGUUCGGGAGUGGAAUCUCACCACCGGGAUGGUCGAACGGGUCAUCUCAAAUGUGCACACAAGCUCAGUGUUAAGUAUAUGCGUGCGAGAUGGCUAUCUUGCUAGUGCUGGCGGUGACCGACAAGUCGUGUUGUGGCAUUUGGACAGCAACAAGAUGGUGAACGUCCUCUGUGAUCAUGAAGACAGUGUGCUCUGUGUUCGGUUUGAUGAUAGGAGACUAGUGUCUUGCUCAAAAGAUCGAACUGUCAGGGUUUAUUCGUUCCCUGAUCUCGAGUUCAAGUUCAUGCUGGAUGCUCAUAGGGCAGCCGUCAACGCUGUAUCUAUCUCGGAAUCGUUCAUCGUUUCCGCUUCUGGAGAUCGCUCAGUCAGACUUUGGGAUGCAGAAUCUGGCAAAUUAUUGCGAACAUUUGAGAAGCAUCAUACUAGGGGCAUUGCUUCCAUUGACUUCUGCCCGCCUGUCAUUCUUUCUGGCUCUUCAGACAAACACAUCCGAUUCUUCGACAUGACCACCCUCCAAAGCUGGUCAACUUCUCCAGAAUAUGACGGCGUCGCACCAUCCAGUAACGUUUUGCCAUUCCCACUUCCUUCCAGCAACAACGACAGUAGCACCUCGGGCUUAGUAUGUCAGGCUUGCGGAAGUUCGAACAUCGAACCAUCGUCCUCCCUUCCUCCGCCUGCAGCGAACCGGUUCGGGGCACGACACAUGCACAGUAACUUGGUGCGAACGGUUGCUCUCGGAGAAGACUUCGUGUUGAGUGGUAGCUACGACUUGAGCAUCAAGGUGUGGGAUAGGAAGACAGGCGUGUUGGUAGCUGAUCUCACAGGAGGGCACACCGGACGGAUAUUCUGUAUUGGGUUUGAUUCGAAGAAGAUCGUGUCCUGUGGCGAAGACCAGACAAUUUGCAUAUGGGACUUCUCCCAUGGGAUUGAUACAAGUUUCCUACCGUGA